GGAGCGCCGCACUGAGGGUGAGGCGUUACCGAGGGAGCGCCGCAUUGUCGGAGAGGCUGCACCGAGGGAGCGCCACAAGACGGAACAUUUUCUUGUGACGGACGGACUCGGGUUCCUGGGGAGCGGAAGUGCCGCGGACCGGGGACGGAUUUGUUCGCCGCACACGGCGGCAGUGGAAGGCGGCGGCGGCGGCGGGAGAAUGUCCAAUGAAGCAGAACCGGCUGCAGGCUUCAAAGAAAUACUUGCUCCCCGGUACACGGCAGCUGAUGCGGAGUUUCAGGAAAUAGUGAAGAGUUCUUCUGAUCCACCGCCCAUUGCAGAGGACAGGAUGGACCGACCUGGUGGGAACCGCAGAACAUCCAGUGAAGCAAUACUGGCUCCAGACUACGAGGAAAUGUUUGCUCACCGGUUCACGGCAGCUGACACGGAGUAUCAGGCAAUGGUGAAGAGUGCGACUGACCCACCGCCCAUUGUAGAGGAUUGGAUGGGCCAAUCCGGUGGGAACCGCAGGUCACACGACCAUGGAUUCCAUCGAGGGCACAGUGAUAAUCGCCACUGGUCAAAUAACCAGCGGUGGCAAGGCAGAGAUCGCAGCAGCAAUCGAUCUGGCUCUUAUGAAUCGUACAGCCAAGGGAACAAUUCGCACUGACAGUCAAACCACCCAUCGCUACUUACUGAAACACGACUGACUGAAUCAAUCAACUGGGUGAAAUGCCAUUGGAAUUAAGUGGAUUGCAACAGUCUCAUUUUACAAAAAUCCCAUUUCGGCAUUAUUGCUGUUAGUAGGUUAGGUAGUUUGGGGAAAAGUUAAUGGUUUGUGUGUGGCACCUGUGGGUGAUUCUACCUGGUACUGUGCAAUAAAACUUGUGGUUAGUUACUCCGUUAAACCAGUUCAUGUACAUGGUCAAAUUGUGGUAUUCAAUUGUGUAAAAAAUUGAAUGCUUUUAUUGAGCAGGAUUACAGGAUGGAUGACCCCCCCCUCUCCUGUCAGCAGCAAACAUUGAUCAUAAACAGUCCUCUUAUCUCUCCUACAGCUAAUAUUUGCUGAUGUCUGGAAUGAGAAAUGCUGCUGCAAGUUGUUAGGUUACUGACCUUGACCAUUCCUCUCCUUUGCUGCUCAAUGGUGUUAGCUGAAACUGAUUUAGAAUAUGGAGUGUUAAACUCCAGAUCACUGAUUCAUUCUGCAUUGAUUCAGCGCCCUCACCAGGGAUCCAAAUGGAGACUCUCAGUCCCUGUUAAUUUGCAAUCUGAGAUCAGAUUAUAUAAUGAGAGAAAAUGAGGCAGAGAAUUAAAUGACAUCAGGAACCUACAGACGGGUGUGUGAUGGAGCCUUAUGUAAACCUCAUUCUGAUGUUAUGUGAUUCUUUACCAAGGAUAAUGGCUUUUACCCACCAAUUAGUUUCCUUGAUCAAUGAAGAAGGAUCUCGACCCAAAAGGUCACCCAUUCCUUCUCUCCAGAGAUGCUGCCUGUCCCGCUGAGUUACUCCAGCAUUUUGUGUCUACCCUCAGUUAGUUUCCGUACAUGUAUGCAAGAGAAAUUUAAUGAUUUUUAAAGAUUGUUUAUUCCCGUUGUAGAUGGUUGUCAUCGUUGUUUAGAUUGUAUGUUAAUUUUAGCACCAUUGUGCAAGAGCUUGCGUUGCUGAAUGUGCACAUGGUUGGUGGCUGUGAUGGCCAGGACUGGACCAGUGUGCAAAUACACAGCAACUGGUUGAAACUAAUGACCAGGAUAUCGCAAUGAGAUAAGCAACAAGAACAAAGACAUUUCUACACUUCCCAUCUGAAUGUUGCAGUUUAACAUAGAGUGAGUGUUCAAUCAAUCUGUGAGGGGAGUAAUCUUUCACUGGGAGAUCUGAGGCUCCUGUACUUGAACAAGUCUUCCCCUCUUGGAGAAGAUAGUUUUGUGAUCAUGUCCACUGGCUUUAACACCAUUGCCCUUGACAUACUUUGCGGUUGGCAACUAGUACUGAGACUCUCCUGGUGGUAGGUGUUUGAGGGAAGAUGUGGUGAACUGAAAAAUGUGUACUCUAAGUCGCGUUCAGAUAUUUGUAAGUUAAUACCUUUUUAAAGUUAAUUGACCUCAUGGGUUCUUUAGUACUGGGAGAUUCACCGGCUCCCCCACUGUGAAGUGGUACUGAACUUUAUAUUGUACUGUCCAGUUAUUAAAAGUAGGAUUCUGGUUACAUAAACUGUUUUCACGUCCUAUGACUAAUCCCUAGUUAAUUCUCAUCUACAAGCUUUGUGGAGAUUAACUUGCACCAGCAAUCUGACCAGUAGCUGAAUGGUUAGUAUUGUACCAAACGGGACAUUGAUAUUCAAAUGGACACUGGAAGACUAGUUUACACUGAAUAUGGUUUAUAUCUUAUUUUUGUAUGCUUGUAUCUUUCAAAUAUGAACAAAGUACAAAUAAAAAAAGCAUUCCUGAGA
Messenger RNA from Leucoraja erinaceus (little skate), 2424 nucleotides. Its product is annotated as RNA guanine-N7 methyltransferase activating subunit-like. The record is from RefSeq and is a predicted model, not a curated record. Gene Ontology annotation, biological process: RNA 5'-cap (guanine-N7)-methylation. The transcript is spliced from 4 exons. Bases 200 to 649 code for a protein of 149 amino acids. NCBI's taxonomy places the organism in Eukaryota, Metazoa, Chordata, Chondrichthyes, Rajiformes, Rajidae. Gene Ontology annotation, molecular function: RNA binding.